This is a messenger RNA of Sinocyclocheilus grahami, 6533 nucleotides long. RefSeq names its product unconventional myosin-VIIa-like. The transcript is spliced from 40 exons. Gene Ontology annotation, cellular component: myosin complex; cytoskeleton. The record is from RefSeq and is a predicted model, not a curated record. The coding region runs from base 344 to 5881 and encodes 1845 amino acids. Gene Ontology annotation, molecular function: protein binding; cytoskeletal motor activity; ATP binding. NCBI's taxonomy places the organism in Eukaryota, Metazoa, Chordata, Actinopteri, Cypriniformes, Cyprinidae.
GGCGACGCUGAAUGCUGUCACUGCUCUCCUCCUGCAUUACCCAGCAUCCCACAGCAACAGGUAGCCCACAGUAGGUCAUACAUAAGAGGACAACUGCAGUGACUGCGGAAGAGUGUACUUUAUCGUCUGAUAUAAUUUACACCUGUCAAUCAUCUGACUGCAGACCAUCUCUUGAACCUGGACGUGUGGACAUACAUAACAAUUAGAGACAGAAGGACGGACAGAUAGAGGUGCAGAGAUAGAAGAAGAAGAAAAAGGGAGAGCGGGGCGCAAUACAAACACUUAAAUCACUGUAAGGUCCCUCACAUGGUGACUUCUAAUGUCAAAACUCUAAACCAGAAACAUGGUCAUUCUGCAACAGGGGGACUAUGUCUGGUUGGACCUCAGAACAGGCCGUGAGUUUGACGUCCCUGUUGGCGCCGUGGUCAAACUCUGUGAUUCGGGUCAUAUCCAGGUCUUAGAUGAUGAAGGAAAGGAGCACCGGAUCUCUCUUCAGAAUGCUACAAACAUCAAACCUAUGCACUCAACCUCCAUUCAUGGGGUAGAGGACAUGAUCCGUCUCGGGGACUUGAAUGAAGCUGGUAUCCUCAGAAAUCUCCUGAUCCGUUACAACGACAGGGUCAUAUAUACGUACACAGGAUCAAUCCUGACAGCGGUGAAUCCAUACCAGCUCCUGCCCAUCUACACACCUGAUCAGAUCCGCCUCUACACAAACAAAAGGAUAGGAGAGAUGCCACCACACAUCUUUGGCAUUGCAGACAACUGCUACUUCAGUAUGCAAAGAAACAACAAGGACCAAUGCUGCAUCAUCAGCGGUGAGUCUGGAGCUGGGAAGACGGAGAGCACCAAACUCAUCUUACAGUUCCUGGCAGCUAUCAGCGGCCAACACACCUGGAUUGAGCAGCAGGUUCUGGAAGCCAACCCUAUUUUAGAAGGUCAGAUCAUCUCUAAACCUAAUGAUAUAAACCCUACCUGUCUGACACUAGUGAUUGCCAGCGGUAGCUUCAGUGCUAGGUCACAACACGGCCCUGUGAUCUGUUUCCUGGAGAAAAACCGAGACAGCCUCCACAGUGACAUCAUCCAACUCAUGCACUCAUCCAAAAACAAGUUCAUCAAGCAGAUCUUCCAAGCUGAUGUUGCUAUGGGAAUGGAGACAAGGAAGCGUUCCCCGACUCUGAGCAGCCAGUUUAAACGCUCACUCGAGCUGCUCAUGAGGACGCUGAGCGUGUGUCAGCCUUUCUUUGUGCGCUGUAUUAAACCCAAUGAGCUCAAAAAGCCCAUGAUGUUUGAUAGAGGACUGUGUGUCAGGCAGUUACGCUACUCUGGGAUGAUGGAAACUAUCCGAAUACGCAGAGCUGGAUAUCCCAUACGCUACACAUUCGCUGAGUUUGUGGAUCGUUAUCGGGUUCUUAUGCCUGGGGUCAAACCAGCCUACAAACAGGAAGAUCUGCGAGGGACCUGUCAGCACAUUGUUGUGUCAGUUCUGCAGAAAGAUGAUGAUUGGCAGAUUGGAAAGACAAAAAUCUUUCUGAAGGAUCAUCAUGACAUGCAGCUGGAAAUUGAAAGAGAUAAAGCCAUCACUGACAAGGUCAUUCUCAUCCAGAAGACUGUGAGAGGUCAGAAAGAGAGAACUAACUUCCUAAGGGUUAGAAAGGCUGUGACAUUAAUCCAGCGAAUAUGGAGAGGCUACAUCUCUAGAAAGCACUACGCUGUGAUGUGUGUAGGUUUCUUGCGGCUCCAGGCCUUGUACAGGUCACGGAAGUUGUACCUGGUGUACCAAGCUUCCAGGACACGCAUAACUCUGCUCCAGGCCUGGUGCCGUGGCUUCCUGGUGCGGCGGACAUUCUCAAAGCGCUUCCAUGCUGUCCUGACAAUCCAGGCUUAUGCACGAGGAAUGAUAGCACAUAGACUAUGCAAGCGUCUCAGACUGGAGAGGGAGCGACGAUUAGAAGCAGAGCGGCAGCGUCUGGUUGAGGAGGAGCGUCUGAGGAACCAGAUGACGGCACGUAGGGCUCAAGCAGAGGCAGAGAGGAAGCACCAGGAGCGUCUGGCCCAGCUCGACCAAGAGCAGAAGGAGAGAGAGCAGGCAGAGCGGGAUGAGACACAGAGGAAAAAGGAGUUUCUGGAGCAGAUGGAGAGAGAAAAACAGGAGCCAGUCAACGACUCUGACAUGGUGGACAAGAUGUUCGGAUUCCUGGGCAGCGCCAACUCUCUUCCCAACCUGGAGGGUGAAGCACCAGAAGGGUUUGAGGAUCUUGAGAAAGUUCCCAGACAGUUUGAGAAAGUCAUUGAUGAACCUCUUCCACUUCCUGAUGAUGAAGAGGAAGACCUAUCAGAGUAUACAUUUGCAAAGUUUGCUGCAACCUACUUCCAGGGAAAUGCCACACAUACGUAUAUACGGCGGCCACUGAAACAACCUCUGCUGUUUCAUGAGGAUGAAGGAGAUCAGCUAGCUGCUCUGGCUGUGUGGAUCACUGUUUUGAGGUUUAUGGGAGAUCUCCCUGAACCCAAAUAUCAUAUCAGCAUUAGUGACGGCAGUGAGAAGAUUCCAGUUAUGACUAAAAUCUAUGAGACAUUGGGGAAGAAGACCUACAAAAGGGAGCUGCAGGCCCUGCAGGUGGAUGAUGAGAGUUCCACUGCUGACAUCCAGAAGAGGAACAGCAUACGGCAUAAGCUGGUGUCCCUCACAUUAAAGAAAAAAUCAAAGAUCACAGAGGAGGUGACCAGACGGCUGACCGACAGCGAUUACAGUCUGCAGGGAAACAGCAUGCUGGAAGACCGGCCCACCUCCAAUUUAGAAAAGCUCCACUUUAUCAUUGGCAAUGGCAUAUUACGCUCUGCUCUCAGAGAUGAGAUCUACUGUCAAAUCUGUAAACAGCUGAGCCAGAAUACAUCCAAAAGCAGCCAUGCCCGUGGCUGGAUCCUGCUGUCCCUCUGUGUGGGCUGCUUUGCUCCUUCCGAAAAAUUCAUCAAAUAUCUGCGGACAUUCAUUAACAGCGGUCCGCCUGGUCAUGCGCCUUAUUGUGAGGAGAGACUGAGAAGAACAUUUGCGAAUAAGACUAGAACCCAGCCUCCUUCUUGGCUUGAGCUGCAGGCCACUAAAUCUAAGAAACCCAUCAUGUUGCCAGUGACCUUCAUGGACGGCACUACAAAGACCCUGCUCACUGACUCCGCCACCACAGCCGAAGAGCUCUGCUAUGCUCUGUCAGACAAAAUCGGCCUGAAGGAUCGCUUUGGCUUCUCUUUAUACAUUGCUCUUUUUGAUAAGGUUUCAUCACUGGGCAGUGGGAAGGAUCAUGUGAUGGAUGCUGUGUCACAGUGUGAGCAAUAUGCUAAAGAGCAGGGUGCUCAGGAGCGCAAUGCCCCCUGGAGGCUGUUCUUCAGGAAGGAAAUCUUCACGCCCUGGCACAACCCUGCCGAGGACAGCGUGGCCACUAACCUCAUCUACCAGCAAAUCGUGCGCGGGGUCAAAUUCGGGGAGUACCGUUGUGAUAGGGAGGAGGACCUGGCUGAGCUGGCCUCUCAACAGUACUAUGUGGACUAUGGGUCAGAAGUCCUACCAGCCCGUCUUCUGAGUCUUAUUCCAUCCUACAUACCAGACAGAGAAAUUACUCCCUCCAAGACAGUGGGAAAAUGGGCACAAAUGAUCAUAGCAACUCACAUAAAGGGAAUCUACACACAGAAGAGGUUUGAUUCGCAGAGAGUGAAGGAGGAGGUGGUGGAUUUCGCUCGAUUUAAGUGGCCUUUGCUUUUUUCUCGCUUCUAUGAGGCCUUCAAAUUCUCAGGGCCUAGUCUCCCAAAGAAUGAUGUUAUAGUGGCAGUGAACUGGACCGGAGUCUACUUUGUGGAUGAGCAUGAGCAGGUCCUUCUAGACCUUUCUUUCCCAGAGAUCACUGCAGUCUCCAGUAGCAGAGGUGGAAAGUUGCAGGAACAGAGCUUCACUCUGGCCACCAUUAAAGGAGAUGAGUACACCUUCACAUCCAACAAUGCCGAAGACAUCCGUGACCUAGUUGUCACCUUCCUAGAGGGCCUGCGUUCUAGGUCAAAGUUUGUGGUGGCCCUGGUGGACAGCCAUUACCCUGCUGGACAUGACUCUUCGUUCCUGAGAUACUCAAAGGGAGAUCUGAUCUUUCUGGAUGAGCACACUGGAGAGCAGGUCCUGAAUUCAGGCUGGGCUCACGGGGUCAAUGAUAGAACCAAAAAAACAGGAGACUUCCCUGCAGACAACGUCUAUGUGCUGCCCACCAUCACCAGGCCACAAUAUGAUAUUGUAUCAUUGAUUACCAUGUCCCCAGAUCAGCAUAAGGACUCCAUCAGUUUGUCCCAUCAGAAUCAGCUGGACAGUGGGGAGAAGGUUCAGCCGUACACUCUAGAGGAGUUCUCCUACGAUCACUUCAGACCGCCUUCCAAGAGCACACUGAGUCGUGUGAUCCUCAAUAAAGGCAGAGGGAAGGAUAAACUGUGGUGUUGCACCAGAGAACCUCUCAAACAGCCUUUGCUGAAGAAAGUCCUCAAUCAUGAAGAGCUGUCCCAGGAUGCCUGCCAGGCCUUCAUUGCUAUCAUGAAGUACAUGGGCGACUACCCCUCGAAGAGAAGCCGCUCAGUCAAUGAGCUCACUGAUCAGAUCUUUGAGGGAGCUUUAAAGGCUGAACCUCUGAAGGACGAAAUCUUCUGUCAGAUCAUCAAGCAAUUGACCGAGAAUCAUGUGAAAUACAGUGAGGAGAAGGGCUGGGAGCUUCUCUGGCUCUGCACUGGGCUUUUUCCUCCCAGUAACAUGUUGCUUCCUCAUGUCCAAAAGUUCCUGCAAUCCAAGAAACAACAUCCAGUCGCCCCAGACUGCAUGCAGAGACUGCAGAAAGCCUUGCGAAAUGGAUCCAGAAAGUAUCCUCCCCACCUUGUAGAAAUGGAGGCCAUUCAACACAAAACUACCCAAAUCUUUCACAAAGUGUACUUCCCUGAUGACACUGAUGAGGCUUUUGAAGUUGAAUCGAGCACAAAAGCCAAAGAUUUCUGUCUGAACAUCGCUGGCAAAAUGAUGCUCCAGUCUUCUGAAGGCUUCAGCUUGUUUGUCAAAAUAUCUGACAAGGUGAUCAGUGUGCCAGAAGGAGAUUUCUUCUUUGACUUUGUUCGACAUCUAACAGACUGGAUCAAAAAAGCCAGAGCUGUGAAAGAUGGCACAGUGCCUUCACUGACCUACCAAGUGUUUUUCAUGAAGAAACUGUGGACCAGCACCGUUCCAGGCAAAGAUCCCAUGGCCGACUCCAUUUUUCAUUACUUCCAGGAGCUCCCAAAGUAUCAGCGUGGCUACCACAAGUGCUCUCUUGAAGAGGCGUUCCAGCUGGCUGCACUCAUUUACAGAGUGAGGUUUGAGGAGGACAAAUCACAGUUUCAUAACUUCACCAAGAUGCUGAAGGAGCUGCUUCCUCAGGACAUGGUGCAUCAGCUGUCGCCCGACGACUGGAAACGGCCUGUCGUUACGUACUUCAAUAAACAUGCAGGGAAAUCUCGAGAGGAAGCAAAAGUGAUGUUUCUGGAAAUCAUUUACCAGUGGUCUACUUUUGGAUCGGCAUUUUUUGAAGUCAAGCAAUCCUCAGAUCCAAAUUUCCCAGAAGUCCUCUUGAUAGCGAUCAACAAGCAUGGUGUUACUCUCGUUGACCCAAAAACUAAGGACAUAUUGGGCACACACCCCUUCACCAAAAUCUCGAACUGGAGUAGUGGACAUACCUAUUUCCACAUUACCAUUGGUAACCUGGUUAGAGGGAAUAAACUGCUGUGUGAGACUUCACUGGGAUACAAGAUGGAUGAUCUUCUCACGUCUUACAUCAGUCAGAUGUUGACGACCAUGACCAAGCAGCACAGUUCACGUGUAAAUAACAAGUAACAUGCAAGGCUUAUAAUAGUGCACUGUUUAUUUAUAAGCACACAGACUCAGUUCUGACUUUAUCCUAGAUCCAUCAUUUUGAUACAUGAAGACGAACUGAAUCUGCUUUUAGUGUUGUUACUUUUUCAUACUGGAGCCUUAAUUGUAAAUUGGGAGUUUAAUUUAUGUUAUAGCAUUUCACAGUCUUUUAAUGUCAAUGAAGAACAUGUUUAAUUGACAGUCAAAAAAAACGUGUUGCCUUGAAGUUUUAGGCCCUCAUAUGGUUUUACUCUGAUAUCAAAUUGAAAGUCUAUUAAGUCAGAUCAAGUUCAUGAUUUCAGCUAAUUUGUGAAUGAUUUGCACAUCUCAUUUUGCCAGUUAAAUGCAUCAUAAGGAUUUAGAAUGUUGCAGAAUUUGGUUUUGCCCUUUAGCUUAAAGACUUACCAGAUUCUCCUCCUGGUCAUAACCUCCAUGUCAUGUUUUGACCUCUAGGUGACUACUUAUAUAAAUUAAUGUCAGUGACUACAACAUUUAAUUCAGUCUAAAAAGAUAUUCUUUAAAUUUUUCUCAAUAGUAUUUCUUUAUUACCUUUGUAAAUGCUUGACCAGGUGAUGCGUAUUAAAAUGUAUUUUAUAAAUUAAAAGAUCAGUUAUGUGACUACAAUCAUUAUCAU